GCGGCCGGCGGCGGGGGAUGGCGGCUGUAGGCGCCGCGCGGGCGCUGAGGGCGGGCGGCUGCCGCUACAGCCGCUUCUCCUCCUCCUUUUCCUCCGGCGGCGGGGAGCGGGCGGGGCCGCGCUUCCGUCCCCCCGCCGGCUCCCGUAGGGACUGGAUCGGGCCCCCCGACAAGCGCUCCAACCUCCGCCCCGUCAUCUUCCACGUGCCGCCCCACGAGUCCCCGCUGGAACGGCGGCUGCGGGAGCUGCGAGAGGAGACCCAGGCGUGGAACCAGAGCUUCUGGGCCCGGCAGAACACCGCCUUCCAGCGGGAAAAAGAAGAAUUUAUCUACUCAAGACUGAAAGCCAGGGGUCUGGAAGCGAGAGAUGAAACAGGCCAGAAAGUGACAUUGAGUGCAGAGGAAAUGGCUGACUUUUACAAGGACUUCCUACGUAAAAACUUUAGAAAGCAUAUGCGUUAUAACAGAGAUUGGUAUAAACGUAACUUUACUAUCACGUUCCUCAUGGGUCAAGUAGCACUGGUGAGAGCUCUGAGGUGGCUUCGUUGGAGAUCAACCAAUGCUGGAAAUCAGUGAUCACAGCUCCAUGAAGAAUGUAACACUACCUAGACUGCCUGGCUGUGCUAUACACUCGCUAACAGCGAUGUUCAGAAUCUGAAUGUCCAAUGUAAUGAUCACUUAGGUCUGUUUGUUAGACUGUGUAAAUAAAAGUUGCCUUUAGCCUUAAUUUACAACCACUGUUUACCUUUUAUUUUGUGAAUAUCCAAAAUAUUCCCCAAUGAAAACACAAUUUAGAAAGCUCUCCAAAGCUUUCUUCUUUGACAUGAACUGGAACAGAUCACAACUGGUUGUUGUUCUUUGUUUUUGUUAGAACCGCCGAGGUAUACCUCAUAAAACAAAUCCCAGUGUGCUGUGCCUGAACUGCGGUCACACAGUGUUAUCACAGACUGUAUCUGUACACAAAGACAAAAUGCCUCACUUUGCAGCAGCUGUCUGGGGCAGCAGUAGUAUAAUGUGGCUGAAGGAACAAGUAUGAUUUCUAAGUAUAUAUGCACAAUUGACUUAAUAAUCCUUUUUUUUUAAAAUGCAAAUACUUUCCAUUUCCAUUGAAAGCUUACGAUAUGAUUUCAUAUAAUUUACUAAGGCAGCAGAGCCUACCAUAAUCUUGUUUUCUUUAUAAGAAAUGUCCCUCUUGGACAACAGUUCCUCUAACCUGUGAUUGUUGAAGAUUUUAGCUGCUGAGCAAUAAAAAAGAUGCAUUGCCAGACACUUAAUCUCCAUAAAAAAGGAAACUGAUACUUGGCUGUAUGAGAAGAUGUCAUGUCAUAUCAUAUGUCAUGUCAUAUUCUCACCCAUUUCUUCACUCAAAAGAACUUGCUUGAGGGGGAUUUUCUGGCUUCGAGGUAUGUAAUGUCAACUGGGAGGAAGCUGAUACAAGAAAAGUCUUAAAAUGUUAUGCCAUGUGUCUGUAACUUAAAGUUCCUUAACUCUGAAUGUUCUCUAUGUCUAUACAGUUCCAUGUAGUGAUUGUUUUAAUACUUACUAAGAGGAUUCUAUUAUUGAAGCACGUUUUCCCCAGAGCCAUGCUGUGGGGAAGGCUUUCGUUUUGGAAAUGUGAACUCAAUAGCCAUUGACCUGUUUUUUGUAUCUAAACAUGACAUAGUUUAUUCAUGAGGUUUUUCAGCUUGAG
Gallus gallus (chicken) is the source of this 1689-nucleotide messenger RNA. RefSeq names its product apoptogenic 1, mitochondrial (gene APOPT1). Gene Ontology annotation, cellular component: mitochondrion. The record is from RefSeq and is a predicted model, not a curated record. The transcript is spliced from 5 exons. Bases 18 to 575 code for a protein of 185 amino acids. Lineage: Eukaryota; Metazoa; Chordata; Aves; Galliformes; Phasianidae. Gene Ontology annotation, biological process: intrinsic apoptotic signaling pathway.